UAAUCAACCCCUGGGGUAAUACUCCCUGAUCCUCAGCCUGUUUUUGCACCUGUGGUUUGCCUUUUGUCAGAGGUGGGCGUGCAAACAGGCAGGUGGGGGGAGGAAGGGGUGAGAAUGAAAUGACUUGUUUCUCAUGUGAAUGGGAGGAGGCCUUUAUUCCACCUCCUGAAAAACUCCUUUAAAAGCGAUGGCUGCUGCCGGACAACCACAGAACAGGUUCAUUAGCAGACAGCCAGCAUGGCCAACAAGUCGAAAUUUAUUGACUACAUUGAUGAAGCUCUGGAAAAAUCAAAAGAAACUGCACUUUCUCGCUUGUUUUUCACCCACCAGGGGAUUCCGUACCCCACCACCAUGUGCACUUCAGAAACUUUCCAGGCCUUGGACACCUUUGAAGCCAGAAGCAAUGACAUAGUGCUUGCAUCUUAUCCAAAGUGUGGUUCAAAUUGGAUUCUACAUAUCAUUAGUGAGUUAAUAUUUGCUGAAUCUAACAAAAAGUAUGAAUAUCCAGAAUUUCCAAUUCUUGAAUGUGGGGACCCAGAAAAAUAUCAGAGAAUGAAACAGUUUCCAUCCCCAAGGAUUCUGGCAACUCAUCUCCAUUAUGACAAAUUACCUGGGUCCAUCUUCAAGAAUAAAGCCAAGAUUUUGGUGAUAUUUCGAAACCCUAAAGAUACGGCAGUAUCUUUUUUCCAUUUCCACAACGAUGUCCCUGAUAUUCCAAGCUAUGGCUCCUGGGAUGAAUUCUUCAGACAGUUCAUGAAAGGCCAAGUUUCCUGGGGAAGCUAUUUUGAUUUUGCCAUUAACUGGAACAAACAUCUUGAUGAUGAAAAUGUUAAGUUCAUAUUAUAUGAAGACCUGAAAAAGAACCUGACCGCUGGAAUAAAACAAAUUGCUGAGUUCUUUGGAUUCUCUUUAACUGGGGAGCAGAUCCAAACCAUCUCAGCCCAGAGUACCUUCCAAGCAAUGCGAGCAAAGUCCCAGGAAACACACGGUGCCGUUGGGCCCUUCCUGUUCCGCAAAGGUGAAGUUGGUGAUUGGAAAAAUUUGUUCAGUGAGACUCAGAACCAGGAAAUGGAUGAAAAAUUCAAACAGUGCUUGGCAGGCACUUCCCUAGGAGCAAAGUUGAAGUAUGAAUCCUACUGCCACCCUUGAAGUAGGAAUCCUACUGCCAUCCGAUUGCCAAUUCAGCAGGCAUGGGUAUUUUCUUUUCCUGAAUGAUUAUUAAAUAAUGAAAUAAGUUGAUCAAAUAAUCAACUAAUGAUAAUUAAACAACGUUUAGAUAUACAUAAUAUGAAUUUAAUAAUAAUGAUAACAUUGGG
Molecule: messenger RNA, 1316 nt
Organism: Felis catus (domestic cat)
Lineage: Eukaryota; Metazoa; Chordata; Mammalia; Carnivora; Felidae
Gene: SULT6B1
Product: sulfotransferase family 6B member 1
Exons: 7
Coding region: 238-1149 (303 amino acids)
Biological process (GO): sulfation
Cellular component (GO): cytoplasm
Molecular function (GO): sulfotransferase activity
Source: RefSeq, a predicted model, not a curated record